This is a messenger RNA of Hipposideros armiger (great roundleaf bat), 1232 nucleotides long. RefSeq names its product dual specificity phosphatase 13B (gene DUSP13B). The transcript has 6 exons. Gene Ontology annotation, cellular component: cytoplasm. Lineage: Eukaryota; Metazoa; Chordata; Mammalia; Chiroptera; Hipposideridae. The coding region runs from base 105 to 974 and encodes 289 amino acids. Gene Ontology annotation, molecular function: protein tyrosine/serine/threonine phosphatase activity; MAP kinase phosphatase activity. Gene Ontology annotation, biological process: negative regulation of MAPK cascade; protein dephosphorylation. The record is from RefSeq and is a predicted model, not a curated record.
GUCUUCCCCAACCGAGGCUUCCUCCACCAGCUCUGCCAGCUGGACCAGAAGCUGCGAGGUGCAGGCCGGAGCUGAGGGGCCAGAGCUGGUCCUUACUCCCUGCCAUGGGGCUCUGCCACUUUGCCACCCUGGCACUGGCCCUGCUAGUGCUGCUGGAGGCUCUGACCCAGGUGGACACCCAGAAGAUGGUAAGAGUCCAGUGUGGGGUCCGCCUUCGAGCCUGUUCCUCCAUCCGCUUCCUCCGGCUGCCUGCACUCAGCCGCUGUCUUCAGCCCCCACAGAAACAGCAUCAAGUGUGCAGAGACAAGCAGCUGGAAAUCAGCAGCACAAAGUGCCCGUCAGAGAAGACCACAGCCUGGGCCAGAUACCCCCACAGGAUGGACUCGCUGCAGGAGCAGAACCUCCGGAGGCCCAACAUCCAUGGGGCAGUCGCAGUGCCCUCCUACCAGCCGCCUACGCUGUCCUCGCUGCAGCGCUUGCUGUGGGUCCGUCGGGCCACUAUGCUGAGUCACAUCGAUGAGGUCUGGCCCAACCUCUUCCUGGGAGAUGCCUAUGCGGCCCGGGACAAGAGCAAGCUGAUGCAGCUGGGCAUCACCCAUGUUGUGAAUGUCGCUGCGGGCAAGUUUCAAGUGGACACAGGUGACAAGUUCUAUCGUGGAAUGCCUUUGGAGUACUACGGCAUCGAAGCCGAUGACAACCCUUUCUUCGACCUCAGUGUCUACUUUCUGCCUGUUGCUCGAUACAUCCGAACUGCCCUCAGUGUUCCCCAAGGCCGCGUGCUGGUCCACUGUGCCAUGGGGGUGAGCCGCUCUGCCACAGUUGUCCUUGCCUUCCUCAUGAUCUACGAGCACAUGACGCUGGAGGAGGCCAUCCAGACGGUGCAGGCCCACCGCGCUAUCUGCCCCAACUCAGGCUUCCUCCGGCAGCUCCAGGUUCUGGACAACCGACUAGGGCGGGAGACGGGGCGGUUCUGACCUAGCGGGCAGCCAGGAGCCCUGACCUUCUGGCCAGCACGACCCUGCCCAACCAGCCUGGCCCUGGGGACAGCAGUGUCUGCUGUUUCCAGUGACCUUGACAUGUACAUAGCAAGUGGGGGCUCAGCAGAGGCAGAGGCAGGGAGAGCUGGGUGCUGACCUUUAGAGGGAAGAUUUCCCUGACCCAACCCAGAGAUUCUUUAUGCAAAAGAGAGUUCAGUCUGUCUCUAUAAUAAAAAGUUCAUGAUAGUAAAGACA